Molecule: messenger RNA, 1673 nt
Organism: Penaeus vannamei (Pacific white shrimp)
Lineage: Eukaryota; Metazoa; Arthropoda; Malacostraca; Decapoda; Penaeidae
Cellular component (GO): extracellular region
Molecular function (GO): chitin binding
Source: RefSeq, a predicted model, not a curated record
UAUAAAGCGGGCGAGGAGGAUCCGUGUCCAGCAAACUACGGCGACACAGGCACGCGGCAACAUGUACUCCGCAGCUGCAUUCGGGCUCCUCAUCUUGUCCUUCGUUGUUGUGAAGGACGUGACCUGCGCUAACGGGGGAGAGAGUUCGUCGCACAGCCUGACAUGCACGGUGGAAGGGCGAAACAGUCACCCCACAGACUGCACCAAGUACGUCGAGUGCAUUCGCGUGGGCGGCAAACUCACGCCCCGAGUCGGUGUCUGUGAGAAUUCCGCUUUCAAUCCCGCGACUAAGAAUUGCGUUAGUUUUAGGGACACGGCUUGUCAGCAGCCCCGCAGGCAAGCGCGUGCUUUAUUCGAGGACAACGCCUUCAGCUACAUGUGUUCUGAGGGCAAGGAUGGAUUCUUUUGUGCAGACUGCAAGACGCUGAUCAACUGCGUGGACAGACACGCGUACAAACUGACCUGCGUCAACGGGGACAUGUGCGCCCACAAGGAGAGCUUCGGCGGCGGGAUCUGCUAUCCAAAGGAGCCUGCUGAGUGCACCUGCCAAGAGCCAAACUCUUUCAAAGAAGACCUGUAUGAUAAUCGGAAGUUCUUCUACUGUAACGACACCUCCUCAGAUCCUGUAUUCUACGAGUGUGACGAAGGGAGCGCAUUUGACGCCGAGAAAUCUCAGUGCAAGAACAAGAAUGGUUUGCCCGAAUGCCAUCGGUCAGGUGUCUUCGCUGAUAUCAACAACUGCACGCAAUAUUACGCUUGCAUCUCAACCAGAAACGGAUGGGUGCAGAAGGCCUUCAGCUGCAACCAAAGUAACCUUAUGUACAACGACCUGACGGGCGCCUGUGAGGACCCUUGCACCUGGCAGGUAGGAUCGUUUGCUUGCACUGCAGAAGGACGUUACCCGGACCCAAAGGACUGCCAGCGGUACAUCGAGUGCGUGGCAGACGAGGGCGGACUCAAGCAGGUUCGAAGGAGCUGCCCCGAGGACUACAGCUGGGACCCGACGGCCAGAGGGGGCGUCGGGCACUGCGUCAAGGCCAGCACAAACACGCACUGCACUCCGGCCACCCAGAACAAGUGCAUCAUCCCAGACGGCACGUGCGCCUCAGCUGCAGUUGCGACUGCGGCCACGCCUGCACCGGAGCCGACGUCUCCUUCCACACUGGUUGCAUCGGCAGAGUUAAAUGUCGCGACAACAACCACAGAGGCCGCGCCAACAACGCCGCCGAAAGCGCCAGUGGCCCGCCGUCGCCGACUGAACCGCCGCUUGAACAACUAAACUGCAGGAGACGCCAUGACCGGAUCUGACGAAAGGCUUCGACGCUGGAGGUGCUCUGUGGCUGGCAAGAGUCAGUUCUCCUUGUCUGCUCUGAAACCAGCAGUUCACGUACGUGGUUAACGAAACUAGUGGGGGUGAAGGUUUCUGAUGUAAAUCUAUUAUGUAUUUCCAUUUUUUUCUCUAUCUGCUUGACUGUGCUUCUUUUUUUUUCUCUGCCAUACCUAUGUGUGUGUGAGUGUGUGUGUACAUGUGUAUAUGUGCCUGUGGGUCUCUCUCUCUCUCUCUCUCUCUCUCUCUCUCUCUCUCUCUCUCUCUCUCUCUCUCUCUCUCUCUCUCUCUCUCUCUCUCUCUCUCUCUCUCUCAUCAGUCAAAUAAAUGCAAGUUGGUCCUGACA